This is a messenger RNA of Jaminaea rosea, 3292 nucleotides long. RefSeq lists its product as hypothetical. Lineage: Eukaryota; Fungi; Basidiomycota; Exobasidiomycetes; Microstromatales. The record is from RefSeq and is a predicted model, not a curated record. Gene Ontology annotation, cellular component: nucleus. The coding region runs from base 85 to 3186 and encodes 1033 amino acids. Gene Ontology annotation, molecular function: mRNA 5'-cap (guanine-N7-)-methyltransferase activity. The transcript is spliced from 3 exons. Gene Ontology annotation, biological process: 7-methylguanosine mRNA capping.
CGUCUCACCAUCUCGAGUCGUCCCUCGUUUCGCAUCCUCGUCCAACCUCCUCCUGCCCCAGCAUAUGGGUGCGACCGCAACAGCAUGGCACCCUUUGACCCCAUCAGAGACUCGACUGCAUCGUCGAAUCCAGCUGCGUCUCCUACCAUGCCGAGGACCAAUUCUUCGUCUUCGUUCGGCGCAGACGAAGAUGGCAACGAAGAGGGACACUAUCGAAGGCCCUCGCGCUCUGCCAGCAUCAUGAGCAUCCUCAACCCGACACCAUCCUCGCCCGUCGGUGGUGAGCGUCCCUCAAGCUCGGCAUCACGACAUGCUUCCCCGCCUUUGCGCCCAUCGCGAAUGUCGAUCCACGGCCUCGUCACGCCAUCGAGCCCGCACGGCCAGCCUACGCCCCCGCCCGCCGCCCAGCAUACAUCCUCGCGAUCGCCGUCGCUACCCAUUGCGAAUGUGCUGAACCCAUCACCGAUGAUUCGAGGCAGUGCCAGGCCGUCUUUUUCAUCGACGUCACAGCAUCUGUACGAGGGCGGCCGGCCUUCUUCCUCGUCCUCAUCGUCCUCUGAGUACUUUCAUCCUCGCCCUCUUCCCCUUCAGGUCGACCCGCGAAGCCCACCCGUCCCAGGCUCGAUACCUCAAUUUGCCUCUCGUUGGGCCACCUCGCCCACCGAAGCAGUCCCGCCUCCGCCACCUCAGCAGUAUUACGAGUCACCGACGGGUGGCAGCGUCGUGCCUCUACCUCCGCAUCACCAUGCAGCCGCCUACCCUACGUAUGACCAGCACCCGCGGGGUCGAGACGGCUUUCGCGUCCCUUCUUUGCCAUCUCAUCGCUCUCCGGAUCUUGUCAAGGCUACUCUACCGCCCUUGACACCGGGUGGCUCUGCAUCCAAUUACCAUCAACCUUACGCCUACUCACCAGCAUCGACUCCCGGCGGGUACGGAUCUGUGCCUCCGCCUAAUGAGUUCUAUCCGCCCACCACGCCAGGAGCUGGUGGUAGCGGCAGUAGCUACGGUGGGCCGAUCAGCGCUCAUCCGCCGCCGCUUACUCCAGGUGUACCGCUCACGCCUGGAGGGAGCGGGGAGCCUCGAGAGGGAUAUUAUGCGUGGCCACCCGUGCGACGGGAUGGGCCAGAGGAGGUAGCCGUGCGCGAAAGGACAUCAUCGUACACAUCCGGACAAGGCUCGGUGGGCGGCAAGCCCGGAUCAGCUGAUGAUGUACGGCAGGAGGAGGCUGAAGAUGCAGCGCCCAAGUCAGCUGAGAAGCCGCCCGCAAAGAAGAAGGCAAAGCGUCCGUCAGCAUCCUCCUCGUCCUCAAAGGGGCCGGCUGAGAAGGGUGAUCAUGGCGAGGAUCUGAAAGCAACCAAGACUGCCUCGCCGACAACGGCGCAGCGUCGUACCUCAAAGCCUAAGAUCGACCCUGUCUUCCCGGGCACGGUCAUACCAGCAGCUGAAGUGUCGGCCGGCAGCGAAAUCGCCUCCAGCGGGCUUCCCAGCGCCUCAAGCAUGCCAUCGCCCUCUCCAUCUUCAGCAACGCCCAGCACUAGCACUUCGGCCUCGGCGACGACAGUGCCGAGGAAGGUGAAAGCGCUCGACCUUGAGGAGAUGGAGCAACUUGCAAAUAGGGACGGGCCGAUGGGAAAGAAGAGGAAGAGUUCGACGGCAAAUGCUGCCACUGAUACGAUAGAGGCGGAGAGCGGUGCAACGGCAGCGUCAAGCGUGGAAGCGACCGCAGCGAAGAAGCCGCGCUUGCCUCUGCCGCCAAGACCUGCUACGGCCGGCGCUGGGGAAGAUGACGGAAUGCAAGAUCGCAAGCCAUCACCAUCGGUCGUCAAUGGGGUGGCCGCCAGUAUCAAGCAAGAACCAUCCGCGUCUAUCUCCUCCUCCACCACCUCCUCGCCUUUGCCAGUCUCCACCAGCAGCAGGACUGCUCCACCCGCUCCUCUUCUUUCAUCCUUACCUUCUUCAUCAUCCACCAUCGCCUACCAACCGACUCGCCGCGUCUCUCGCGCAGACGGCGUUAUGCGCCCGAUGUCGCGUGAUCAGCUCAUUCAUCUGCAUGAGGUGAUCGAGAUGCGUGGCUCCAACAAGCUGCGCGAAGUUUGGCGACGUAAGCAGCGUGAGAUGGGUAGAGAUGACAGGGACGGGUUUUGGGAGAUUCUGGUGCCAGGCUGGGGGUCAGCCUCAAGCGUCGGCCACAAUACCGGCAGCGGUGGAAACAGCAAUGGGGCUGCUGUUACAAGAGGCCACGGCAAUGGCAUAGUCACUCCAGCUGGCAGCAUCAAAUACGAGAACGCGCCAGACGAGGUCGCGCGUCACUACAAUAAUCGUCAAGAGGUGGGCAUGCAGGCGCGCGAUCAAAGCCCGAUUCUUGCAUUGAAGAACUUCAACAACUGGGUCAAGUCGAUCCUUAUUGGCACGAAUGGCACCCGUGGAGGUCGAGCAAUGGACCUCGGGGGAGGUAAGGGCGGAGACCUUGCGAAAUGGGACAAGCUCGGCAUACGCGACCUCCUGCUGGCUGAUAUAGCCGCCACCUCCGUGGAACAAGCAGAAGCUCGCUAUCGUGAGCGUAGCUACCGCUUUUCUGCGUCUUUCCAUGCGCUGGACUGUUUUGGGGAGAGCUUGGCGGAUAAAUUGCCGCCUGAGGUGCUGAGAGAGCCCUUCGACAUAGUGAGCUUGCAGUUCUGUAUGCAUUAUGGGUGGUCCAGCCCGCAGAAGUCUAGGCAGGUGUUGGAGAAUGUCAGCAGGUGGUUGGCCAGGGGAGGGACCUUUGUCGGCACGAUCCCGAAUCAGGAGGAGCUCUACAGUCGGCUCGAUGCCUUACCCCCAGGCGAGCUCACUUUCGGUAACUCGAAGUACCACGUCACCUUCUCCAACCCUGGGCCGCGCAAACCCUUUGGCGACGAGUACACCUUCUACCUCACAGAUGCAGUCGACUCGGUGCCCGAGUACGUGGUGGACUGGUCCUCCUUUGUUUCCCUCGCGGCGGAAUAUGGCCUCGAGCUAAUCCUCAAGGCCACUAUGGCUGAGAUGUGGGAUAGAUUCAGGGUUGAUCAGCGCCACGGCGAUUUGGCCAGGAGGAUGAAGGUCAGUCGACGGCCGGCGCAAGAGAGGGGAGGGAAGCCGGAGGAAAUGGACCCCGAGCUUUGGGAGGCCACGACUGUCUAUCAGGCAUUUGCCUUCAGAAAGAGAUGAUGCCGGAAUGGGGGAUGACGGAUGGCACACAGCAUGCGCUGAAGCUGUGUUGUACAAUGUAUUCUUGAUGCUCUAUCCAAACGAUGCGAUGCGUCGUGGCACGUCC